CUCUUCUGAAAUUGGCUCUUAUGGCAUGGUGCAGGGAAGGGUGAAAAUACGGAAAUUCAGUGAUUCACUCACGCCCACGAUCUCGAACCUUUUACCCAACCCAUUGUAGAAAAUGCGGACAUUUGAACCAUUCGUCAUCUACAUAAUAUGGAGAAAGUGUAAUCAAUCAUGUAUUUUGAUUGAGAGUAAAAGAUUUGGCCUUUCCAUGGCUCUAGUUUUUUCGGGUACGAUAAGCAUUUUCUAUUCUACUUCGGACUUUAACCUAAUAAUAUAUUGGGGAUUGAAGAGUAUUUGGAUGAAGAGGUAUACAUGCCCUUCGGCUCCCUGGGACAAUGACCCUAGACAAAAUGUAACAUACACCUGCUAUCUGGUAAUAGCUGGAUGAAAUAGGCCGCGUACAGCGUGACGACAAAGCAAUUAAAUUAAUUACACGGUGGCAAUCAACUGACUCCAAUAUUUUUCUUUUGUAAUUUGUAUCCUUUUUCAAGGUUCGCCCGUACAACAACCCGAUUAAAUAAAGCGAUACCCGCAAAUAAAAACAAGGAUAAACAAACGAAAAAAGACCGUAAUUAGAAGAUAAUGUCUGACCAGCGCGACUCAAUCCGACGUGCCUCCUUUAUCACCGACAAAGAUUAAUUUUAUUUCAAACCAAUCUUAAGAAAGGAUAAUAGCGUUUAAAACGUAUUAAAACUUAACCAGAUUAAGAGCAGAUUUUCUACAUAAUUACACUUUAUAACUUUUACGCAGAGAAACUAUGCUUGGCCAUUCUAAUAUGGUUUUCAGUCCCUACAGUAUAAUAUAGCUUUAGCACCGAAAUUGUUUAUAAACGAGCAUUUUCGACAAGCUCUUAAGUUUUACGUAGGUAGAUAUACCUACUUUAUGUACGUAUAUUUCAAUUUCAAAUAAACAAUGACGUUACAUUAACAAAGGUUUAAUUUGUUUCAGGUGAUGAAUGCUCUGGGUUGGGAGUGAGUAUGUGAGUGGUAGAAUGUGCGAGCAUGGCGGAGGCGGGGGGCGGCAACUGGUCGCUGGACGAGGGCGCGUGGGGCGCGGCGUGCGCGGCGCCGGCGGGCGAGGGGGCGCUGGGCUCGGCGCUCUUCCAGGCCGGCGUGUGCGGCAUGUACUGCGUGGUGUUCGUGGUGGCGCUGCUCGGCAACGGGCUGGUGUGCCUCGUGGUGGCGGGCUCGCCGCGCAUGAAGACCGUCACCAACUACUUCAUCGUGAACCUGGCCGUGGGCGACAUGCUGAUGACGCUGCUGUGCGUGCCCUUCUCCUUCGUGUCCACGCUGCUGCUGCGGCACUGGCCGUUCGGCGGCGCGCUAUGCAAGGCGGUGAACUACUCGCAGGCGGUGUCGGUGCUGGUGAGCGCCUACACGCUGCUGGCCAUCUCCGUGGACCGCUACAUGGCCAUCAUGCGGCCGCUGCAGCCGCGCCUGGGCCGCGGCGCCGCCAAGCUGGUGGUGGCGGCGGUGUGGGGCGGCGCGCUCGCCACCGCCGCGCCCAUCGCCGCCGUCUCCACGCUGCAGCGCCCCUCCGAGUGGCACAUCCUGUGUGAGAGGGACAUCUGCGGCGAGCAGUGGUCGACCCCCGAGCAGAGCGCGCAGUACACGUGGGCGCUGCUGGCGCUGCAGUUCGCGCUGCCGCUGGGCGCGCUGGCGGGGACCUACGCGCGCAUAGCUGCCGCUGUGUGGGGCGGGCGGCCCCCGGGCGAGGCGGAGAGUGCGCGCGACUCACGCAUGCAGAGGUCUAAGAGGAAGAUGAUCAAAAUGAUGGUGACUGUAGUGGCAGUGUUCACGAUAUCUUGGCUUCCUCUCAACGUGUUCAUUGUGCUCUGGACGGUCCACCAGCACGACGACAGCUGGAGCCUGUGGCCCGGCAUGCCGUACCUGUGGUUCGCGAGCCACUGGCUGGCCAUGUCGCACACCUGCUACAACCCGCUCAUCUACUGCUACAUGAACCACCGCUACAGGAGAGGAUUCAAACAAGUGAGUGACGGUGACAGUGCACGAGCACGACGACAGCUGGAGCCUGUGGCCCGGCAUGCCGUACCUGUGGUUCGCGAGCCACUGGCUGGCCAUGUCGCACACCUGCUACAACCCGCUCAUCUACUGCUACAUGAACCACCGCUACAGGAGAGGAUUCAAACAAGUGAGUGACGGUGACAGUGCACGAGCACGACGACAGCUGGAGCCUGUGGCCCGGCAUGCCGUACCUGUGGUUCGCGAGCCACUGGCUGGCCAUGUCGCACACCUGCUACAACCCGCUCAUC
Molecule: messenger RNA, 2269 nt
Organism: Plutella xylostella (diamondback moth)
Lineage: Eukaryota; Metazoa; Arthropoda; Insecta; Lepidoptera; Plutellidae
Product: RYamide receptor
Biological process (GO): neuropeptide signaling pathway
Cellular component (GO): plasma membrane
Molecular function (GO): neuropeptide Y receptor activity
Source: RefSeq, a predicted model, not a curated record